This is a messenger RNA of Solanum pennellii, 1356 nucleotides long. RefSeq lists its product as uncharacterized. The record is from RefSeq and is a predicted model, not a curated record. The transcript is spliced from 5 exons. The coding region runs from base 1 to 1356 and encodes 451 amino acids. Lineage: Eukaryota; Viridiplantae; Streptophyta; Magnoliopsida; Solanales; Solanaceae.
AUGAAUACGUCAAUUUUGAUGAGACAUUCAGGAAUUUGGGUGAACGAAUUACAGUGUAAAAGUUACAAAAUCGAAGGAAUCGUUGUUGGAGAUUCAAUUUCGUUUUCUAAUCUCAAAGCAGCAAUUGCAGCCGAGUUGGAUAUCGAUGUAUCAAGGAAAGAUAUUGAAAUUCGUUACAUUGUAGAAGGUAACUCCUAUGUGAAGACAUGUCAGAUAUAUAAGGAUAAAGCAACACUUGUAGAUGUGACGACGAAAUAUAAGAUAAAGAACAACUUCAAUUGCAAAGUAAAGAGGUCUGAUCAACAAAGCUAUGUGUUGGUAUGCUUUUCAGACAAAUGUGGUUGGAAUAUGAAGGCAUCCUGCAGGAAAAAAUCUGAUAUAUUCAUUGUUAGAAGUUUCAAUAGUGAACAUACGUGUCCGAUGAGGGAGAGGGUAUUAACCAAGGUCCAAGCAACAGUCGGAUUUGUAAGUGGAGUUACUGCUCUAAAAUCGGUCAAUAAUAAACGAAUUUAUACUCCAAAAGAUAUAAUUGAUGAUAUUAGAGAAUAUUAUGGGGUUCAAAUAUCUUACCAGCAAGAAUGGCGUGCUAAAGAAUGUGCACUCUCCAUGAUUAGGGGAAAACCAUCUGCAGGAUAUAGAUGGUUGCUGCGAUACACACACAUGUUAAAAACCGUGUAUCCAAAUUCUUAUAUAAGAAUGCAUAAGACUGAAGAGGAUGAAUUUAUGUAUCUGUUCAUCGCCUUAAGACCAUUCAUUAAGGAAUUUAAUUACUGCAGACCAGUAGUUAUUGUGGAUGGUGCACAUCUGAGUGAAGCUUACAAAGGGACAUUUGUAUCAGCAAGCACACUUGAUGGCACAUGCAUUUUUUUUAUAGUUGUGAUGUGUUGCGUACUUCCAUUGGCAUAUGGUCUUGUUGACACCGAAAAUGAUUAUUCGUGGACAUGGUUUUUCGAACAAUUUAAAAAUGUAUUUGACGAGAGAAAAGAUAUGUGUGUUGUUUCAGAUAGAAAUGAGAGUAUCAUGAAGAGUGAUGUAUGUGGAAACUUCAAAAGGAGCAGAAAGGCCAUAAAUGAUCUAUUCUACUCUAUGACCAAGGCAUGUAGAAAGGAAGAUUUUGAUAAGUUGAUGGCUAAGGUUGAUAGAAUGCAUCAUAUGGUUAAGGAGUACCUUGAAGAUGCAGGUUACGAAAAGUGGUCAAGAGUUCAUGCAACAGUAAACAGAGAUAGAAUGAUGACUUCGAACAUUGCAGAAUGUAUCAAUGGUUGUCUUGUUGAAGCACGCCAACUAACUAUAUUAGAAUUCUUGGAAGAAAUUAGAAUUCUUUUUGGUUCUUGGCAUUGCAAAACAGAGAAGUAG